AUGGAUCCGUUUAUGGUUUCCUGCUAUAUGAUGACAAGUCAGAAACGUCUCGUUGAACCCUCGAUGAGGCUUGAGUUCAACGAUGUGGAUGAUGAACAUCAGGCUAUUAUGCCACAAAGCAUUUUGAGGAGCCUUUCUUUGGAAGAUGGGUCCAAUAGUGAUAUGAGCUCGAAGAGUACUGCUCCCUCCUCGGGAAGUGAGGAAUCCUUUGUGUAUGAUCAUAUAUACAAGGGCAUCAAGGGCUUUCUUUCUAGAAGACCUAGUUUUAAUGGGCAUGGAAAUUCUAAUAAUAACCCGAACAAAAAUAAGACGUCCCAACUUGGUGGCCCUCUCACAUAUGCAUUGUCGAGCAACCUCAGGUUAGAGUCAACGGAUUCUGGGUUUGGGUCCUUCUCGGCAGAUCCAUUGGACUUGCCUCUACUUAAGGUGACACGACGGAAACGUGUUCGGUACACCUUCCAUAUAGACCAGAAUACAAUAAGUUGGAAUAACGGAAAAAAGCUGAUAUACGUUGAUACCAUCAAAGAUAUACGGAGUGGUGAUAUGGCUACCAAUUAUAUGGAUAUGUACAAUGUUCCUUGUCCUUCACGGGACCUUUGGUGUACUAUCAUCUAUUCAGUGAACAAAAACAGAUUAAAGGCUUUACAUGUUAUUGCGGAGGACGCUGCAGUAUUCAAAUCUUUUUAUGAAACGACAGUAAAUUUGGUGAAUUCUAGGAGGAAACUAAUGGAAGAUAUUGCAGUUCCAAACAAUGAACAAUUCGCCAAUAUUCAUUGGCAGACCAGUGUUUCCACAAAGAAAGAAGACCAGGACAAAGAUACGUUAAGUUUCGCGGAUGUGAAGAGACUUUGCAACCGAUAUCAUAUCUACUGUUCUGAUAACUACCUUUACGCACUUUUCAUUAAAGCGGACACUAACAAUAACAGUUUGCUUAAUUUCCCCGAAUUCCAAGAUUUUGUCAAGUACUUAAAAGCUAGGCCGGAGAUUGAAAUAAUCUGGAAUCAAAUGAAAAAUAAGGAUACUAAGGUGGUUGACUUUCAAAGCUUUUACCAGUUCAUAUGUGACGUUCAAGGUGAAGUAAUAUCACAGACUAAUGCUUAUAAGAUUUUCAAAAAGUAUUGCACCGCUGAUGAACUUUUAGAUGUUGAGGGUUUAUUAAAAUUCUUAACAAAACAACCGUUCCUACAAUUAUUCGAAGAAGAUUAUUCUAGACCGCUAAACGAAUAUUUCAUAUCAUCAUCUCAUAACACUUAUCUUAUGGGGAAGCAAGUGGUGGACGAGGUAAGUGUCGAAGCUUAUACUCGUGCUUUGCAACAAGGAUGCCGUUGUAUCGAAAUAGACAUAUGGCAAGGAGAUCAUGGGCCUGUGGUAUGCCAUGGUCUUUUCACACAGUCAAUCCCCUUAGAAGAUGUUGUUAAAACGAUACGAAAAUAUGCGUUUAUCACUUCACCUUAUCCGCUUAUUGUAUCUCUAGAGAUCCACUGUAAGAAGGAUUACCAAUUAAUGAUAACGAAAAUUAUGAAGGAAAUUUUGGGAGAUCUUAUAUUCGUAAUUCCACCAAACACUUCACUAUUAUCACCAGAGCAGCUGAAAAAUCGCAUUAUAUUGAAAAGUAAGAAGACGCAUGCUGUAGAGUCUGAAAUUAUAAGUGGAUCAACUUCAUCCUAUACGUCUUCUUCCUCUCAUGAAUCACUUUCUGAAACAAAUGACAUGCGGUUAAUCAAGAAGCGGGGCUUACAAAAAAGUACUACCAGUAGCACUUCUCCAAAUACGACAACAGUUCCAGUGACAACAAAGAGAAACAACAAAUCGUUAUUGUUAUCAACAAAGAUCAUGAUAUCAGACAAGGUUCAUGAAAUAUCUGGGAUUCACGGAGUAAGAUUCAGAAACUUUUCGUUGCCUGAAUCAAAAACCACUACGCAUUGCUUCUCACUAAGUGAGAAGAAGUUUAUCAAUCUUGACAAAGAUGAAACUCAAAAACUCGCUAUCAACAAGCAUAACCGCAGACAUUUAAUGAGAAUCUAUCCGCACAUGUUGCGGUACAAAUCCUCCAAUUUCAACCCAAUACGAUUUUGGAAAGAAGGAGUACAAAUGGUCGCAACAAACUGGCAGACGUAUGACCUGGGACAACAAUUGAACCAUGCAAUGUUCCAAGUUUCACUAGAUAGAAAUUCCAUCUGGCAUUCUGGGUAUGUUUUGAAGCCCGCUCACUUGCGAAAAGAGAUACAUAAAAUGAAGGACAUUCCAGUAAUUAUGGAAAGGCUCAAACGGGAGAAGAUUCAUAUCCAUUUGGACGUAAUUUCUGGCCAGAUGUUAUCCUUACAAAACUGCAAGAUACUAGCACCAUUCGUAGAAAUCGAACUCAUUACUGACAAUACCAUGGAAUCACUUCACCUUACCAACUGCUUGCAGCCAAUGGGGUAUACUUCCAAUAACUCUACCCAUGCUACCGGAAUUACUAGCAUGAGUAAUGCUUCAAAUGGUACUUUUGCUAACAUUACUAGUACCUCAACCAAGCGCGUUGAUAGCAACGGCAGCAGCGGUAAGACUGAACCACUUUGUGAAAGUAAUGGAACCACUGUUAUUUCAGGUUUGUCCGCGGAAGACGGAAUACUCAGUACUCCAUCUGCUCCUCCAGCAGUAUCUGUACCUGUCCUUAGUUCACCGCAACUAUUUUCGACAAAAUGCUUCCGUGAUAACGGCUUCAGUCCCGUGUGGAAUGCGUCGUUCGAGUGUACACUUACAAACACUACGUUCAACUUCGUGCGGUUUACAGUCAAGAACUCCACGCAAACUAUCGCAACAACGUGUGUACGGUUGAAUUAUUUGAAGCAAGGGUAUAGGCACUUACCGUUGUACAACAUAAAAGGGGAGAAGUUCAUAUUCUCCACUCUAUUCAUACGCUACAAAGAGGAACUUCUAAAAUGGUGA
Kluyveromyces lactis is the source of this 2931-nucleotide messenger RNA. It is a transcript of the gene PLC1, whose product is annotated as phosphatidylinositol phospholipase C. Bases 1 to 2931 code for a protein of 976 amino acids. The record is from RefSeq and is a predicted model, not a curated record. Gene Ontology annotation, molecular function: phosphatidylinositol-4,5-bisphosphate phospholipase C activity; calcium ion binding. The transcript has a single exon. Gene Ontology annotation, biological process: lipid metabolic process; phosphatidylinositol-mediated signaling. Lineage: Eukaryota; Fungi; Ascomycota; Saccharomycetes; Saccharomycetales; Saccharomycetaceae.